This is a messenger RNA of Danio rerio (zebrafish), 936 nucleotides long. NCBI's taxonomy places the organism in Eukaryota, Metazoa, Chordata, Actinopteri, Cypriniformes, Danionidae. The record is from RefSeq and is a predicted model, not a curated record.
AGUACUCCGAAUGCUUGCAACAAUUCACAUAUACAGAUUUGUAUGUGCUUCAGGCUCUCUGCACAUUCUUCAGUUCAGACUGGAAUCAUUUGACAGAAAAGGAUAAAUAAUGGCAACUACAAGCAACAAAGAGUUUCAUCUUGCUGUCCCUGAAGCUCAGAGUAUUGAGGUGAAACUGGGGUCAUCUGUCAGUGUUCGGUGUCUCCUGUCUCCUGAAAUCAGUGCUGUUGACCUGGAGAUCAGAUGGUUUAAGGAGACAGAGUGUGUGUGUCUCUAUAAGAACAGAGAAGUGACUGAAGGAAGGAGUUAUGAGGGCAGAACAGGUCUGCCCACUGAAGAGCUGAAGAGAGGAAACGUGUCCCUAAACCUGAGAGAUUUCAGAGAAUCAGACAUGGGUGUUUACCUGUGUCAGGUCAUUAGCGAAGACAGAACUGAAGAGAAAACUGUAGAGGUGGAAAGAGCCAAGAAAGAUUCUGAUGCCCAACCUGUAAAUCAAACAUCAAAGAUUCAAGGUACACAAGUCCAUCUGACACUGCAAGAGAACUUCAAGUGAAUUAUGCGAAGCUACUCCACCAAACGAUGUUUAAGGUGUUCGAAAACCAGGGGAAAAAACUGGAACAAACUGAACUACAGUUAAAAACAACCAAGAAGGAUUUGGAAAGAGUCUCACAACAGCUGGAAACCAUCACAGAAAAGUUUGGUCUACAAAAUAAAAAAGACGUUGAUAUGAAAGAGUCACAAAUAGAAAAACACCUGCAACAAAUAACUAAGUUUGUUGAAGAGAAACAGAUUCAGCUUAAAGAGAAAGACACACAACUGGAAAAUGUGAGCAAACAGAUGAGUGAGAAAGAAAAACUACUGGAGGACACAAUCAAAGAGAUGAAAACCAGCAAACAACAGCUAGAGGUACUGACACAGGAGCAAAGCAAUCUUAAG